AUGCGCAGUUGUCCUAGCAGGGGGCCACGCAAGAUCCUCGAGGUGUGCUCACGGUGGCUACUCUCCGCACUGCCCUCGCUUGCUGCUGCUGAUAUCAGUCAGACCGGACCUCGCUCGCUCGCACUCAGUUUCCGGGAGCGUGACGUGUGGGAGCUCAGCUGGAUCGUCCCUCUCGACAUUGGCCCAGGUGAAAGCUCGCCGCUCGAGCCCCCUCCCGCACACCGCUCCACUGCUAACUGGCUAGUAGAUGGGCGUAACCGCCGCGUAGUGUGGGGGGUGGGUCGGAUGGGCCACCCCCCGCUCGCCGGAUAUGCUGUGCCGAGCUUCGUCUGCGUCCAGGAGUUGCCAGUGAACGGGAUCAACUGCGCCACGGGCAUCCGCACCUCCGCGCCGCUCCGGCAUCUUCGCAAGGGUAGGAUAAGAGGGGGUUUCGGUGUUUUGUUCCAACUGCACCUCGAUGCCAUAUCGCAUACAACGGGGGAGGUGAAGAGUACAGUGCCCGUUUGUUGCAAGAAUUUUUCCCACAAAGGGGGGGGUGUGAAACUACACCGACAUGUCAGCAGGAUUACGUUCCCGGUGAAUGGGUUCCGAGUUCUUUUGGUUGUGAGGGUUUUAGGUAUGGGGAACCUGGUGCGCAACGAAAUGAGCGCGCGCAGCUCGGCAGAGCCUCCUAACGAUCUAAUAGCGCUUCCGCCGCUCACUGUCCGAAGGUCUUUGCCCUUCCUCAUAGGAUGA
Knipowitschia caucasica is the source of this 735-nucleotide messenger RNA. The record is from the annotation of a GenBank genome assembly. Lineage: Eukaryota; Metazoa; Chordata; Actinopteri; Gobiiformes; Gobiidae.